Schistocerca piceifrons (Central American locust) is the source of this 438-nucleotide messenger RNA. RefSeq names its product glutamyl-tRNA(Gln) amidotransferase subunit C, mitochondrial (gene GatC). Gene Ontology annotation, cellular component: mitochondrion; glutamyl-tRNA(Gln) amidotransferase complex. Gene Ontology annotation, biological process: mitochondrial translation; regulation of translational fidelity; glutaminyl-tRNAGln biosynthesis via transamidation. The record is from RefSeq and is a predicted model, not a curated record. NCBI's taxonomy places the organism in Eukaryota, Metazoa, Arthropoda, Insecta, Orthoptera, Acrididae. The coding region runs from base 1 to 438 and encodes 145 amino acids. Gene Ontology annotation, molecular function: glutaminyl-tRNA synthase (glutamine-hydrolyzing) activity. The transcript has 2 exons.
AUGAAAAUACUGACACAACAGAUUGUAAAGGAAUAUGUCUUUGGGAGUGUUGCAAGAUUCCUGUCUUCUAAAGUGCCACAGAAACCAGUGUACUCAGUAACUGAAAAGCACUCACUCCCACCAGAAACAAAAAUUGAUCAAAAUACCAUAGAACUUCUUGAAAGAUUGUCACUAGUAGAUUUUGCAAAUGAGAGAGGGAUUGAACAACUUGAGGAAGCUAUAAGAUUUGCAGAUCAGAUUCGAUUGGUUGAUACCACAGAUGUGGACCCUCUCAUAACAGUUCUUGACAUGAGUUUAUAUCUUCGAGAUGACAAAGUUACAGAAGGAAACUUGCGGAAAGAUGUGAUGGCAAAUGCUUCUGUUACAGAGGAAGAAUAUUUUGUUGCUCCUACAGGAAACGUUCCGUUUACACCAAGAUACAAGAAAUCUGAAGAAUGA